CGUAUUUUUAGCCCACACUUGGACGGCCACAUAACAGCUGGUGUUUUUGUUUUGGGAAUUCUCCACAACGUCGUAGUUGAAAAUGAGCGAUAACAACGUCGCCCCCAAACAAGAGGACGCUUUCAACAUGGAUCACGACCAGGAUCAUAGCAACAAGCUGUACUCACGCUGCAGCAGUGCUGGCAGCACACACACACCCAACUCCUCGGCCCACAAUUCAGACGACGACGAUGAUAGUGGCGGAGAUGCGCGCCACUCGGCGGCAGCCAACUCCACGCUGAGCUACAAGGAGAGGCGAAGGGAAGCUCAUACCCAGGCGGAACAAAAGCGACGGGACGCAAUCAAAAAGGGCUAUGACAGCCUACAAGAGUUAGUGCCGCGCUGCCAGCCCAAUGACUCCUCAGGCUACAAGCUGAGCAAGGCUCUGAUCCUCCAGAAGAGCAUCGAAUACAUUGGCUACCUCAACCAACAGAAGCUCAAGCAGGAGGAAGAGAGUUCGGCAUUACAGAAGGAGGUAACGGCGCUGCGAAUCAUCAAGAAUGGGUACGAGAACAUGCUGCAGCACCAGCAGGCCAAUCCUGGCCCGGAAGAGGAGCGUCUCACAGAUGAGGCCAAAUUUCAAGUGUUUCAGGCAAUUAUGGAGGAAAUGUUUGAAACAUUCCAGCACAUACCCAUGGAUAACUUUAAGCAGCUUACUACUGGCAUUAUACCCUGGUUGGAGGAGCACUGCAAACCGCACAUCCUGCGCAACAUCCUCAGCCGUACCCUUCAGCAGAUGGCACAGGAAGCGCAGGCGAAGCAGCAGCAACAGAUCAUGGAGCAGGAAACCAACGAUGGGUUUAGCUGAUCGCAAGGCUAUUUUAUAAUUUCGUUAGUUAAGAGAUCUAUGUUUGGUAAUUACUUUCAUUGUGUUUACUGCGUACAAAUAUUAAAUGCGUAAUUUGAGUA
Messenger RNA from Drosophila ananassae, 948 nucleotides. It is a transcript of the gene bigmax, whose product is annotated as max-like protein X. Gene Ontology annotation, biological process: regulation of transcription by RNA polymerase II. Gene Ontology annotation, cellular component: nucleus. Lineage: Eukaryota; Metazoa; Arthropoda; Insecta; Diptera; Drosophilidae. Bases 83 to 847 code for a protein of 254 amino acids. The transcript is spliced from 3 exons. Gene Ontology annotation, molecular function: protein dimerization activity; RNA polymerase II cis-regulatory region sequence-specific DNA binding; DNA-binding transcription factor activity, RNA polymerase II-specific. The record is from RefSeq and is a predicted model, not a curated record.